Lutra lutra (Eurasian river otter) is the source of this 660-nucleotide messenger RNA. Its product is annotated as histone H2B type 1-C/E/F/G/I. Bases 38 to 418 code for a protein of 126 amino acids. The record is from RefSeq and is a predicted model, not a curated record. The transcript is spliced from 2 exons. Gene Ontology annotation, cellular component: nucleosome. NCBI's taxonomy places the organism in Eukaryota, Metazoa, Chordata, Mammalia, Carnivora, Mustelidae. Gene Ontology annotation, molecular function: protein heterodimerization activity; DNA binding; structural constituent of chromatin.
UACUUUCACUUCACUUCGGGCGUUCUGACGUUUUAAAAUGCCUGAACCAGCCAAGUCCGCUCCGGCCCCGAAGAAGGGCUCCAAGAAGGCGGUGACCAAGGCGCAGAAGAAGGACGGCAAGAAGCGCAAACGCAGCCGCAAGGAGAGCUACUCGGUGUACGUGUACAAGGUGCUGAAGCAGGUGCACCCCGACACGGGCAUCUCGUCCAAGGCCAUGGGCAUCAUGAACUCGUUCGUCAACGACAUCUUCGAGCGCAUCGCGGGCGAGGCGUCCCGCCUGGCGCACUACAACAAGCGCUCGACCAUCACGUCCAGGGAGAUCCAGACGGCCGUGCGCCUGCUGCUGCCCGGGGAGCUGGCCAAGCACGCCGUGUCCGAGGGCACCAAGGCCGUCACCAAGUACACCAGCUCCAAGUGAACUUCCCAAGAGGAGCAGAUGGGUUUUAGACAUCUGUACCACCACCGGCCACGGCUAGACACCGUUCCAUCUCACUCGUAAAACAACAAGUGAUGCUAUAAGAAGAUUAAUGGAAAGAUUUUUAACAAUCACAGAAGGAUCUGUAAGAACCUGGCUAAAAUAUUAUUUUCUGAGUAUAAAAAUAUUAAAUGUUUAUUGUAGAAUUUUGUAAAAAGAGAAAUAUAUAAAGAAGAGAAUUAAAA